AUGGCCUCGUCAGAUAGCCAGACCACGGGGACUAAGGGCGUGUCGGAGGGAAGGACGAGCCGUGGUGCAACGUGGACGGACGGGACUGGUUCGGGUAGCAUUGGAGAUGAUAAACCUCCGCCAUCUGGAUGGGGAGUACGUAGUGAAGAUGGGUGGGAGGUGCUUGCGUCAGAGAGAUCAUUGCGAACGAUCAACCCCAUUCGCAACCUCAUUCAGAACAUUGAGGUGAAGCCCAACCCGGAUAAGGAACUGAUCAAGCUGUCGAUUGGAGACCCGACUGUGUACGGCAACCUGAAAGCUUGCGAGCAUGCGAAAAGGCGCUUUUGUGAGGUUAUCCAAAGUGAUAAGGCCAAUGGAUACACUAUGUCAAUGGGGUCCGAAGAGGCGAGGGUUGCAGUUGCUAGACGGUACACGACGGAUGCGUCACCUUUGACGUCAGACGACGUUGUUCUAACCGGCGGAACGUCUGGUGCUUUGGAGACAGCAAUUGGGGCCAUUGCGAACGAGGGCGAUAAUAUCCUGCUGCCACAACCGGGAUUUCCAUUGUUUAGAACUAUCGCAGAGGGCUACGGCAUUGAGUGUCGGUACUACAAGACUAACCCGGAUAAGAACUGGGAGAUUGAAUUCGGGAGCUUGGUGGAGAUUGCGGAUGAGCGGACACGGGCUAUUGUUGUGAAUAAUCCGUCCAAUCCGUGCGGCUCUGUUUUUUCUCCGUCCCAUAUCGAGGACUUGAUGGCAACGGCAUCUAUGCUGAAAGUGCCAAUCAUUGCUGAUGAAGUGUAUGCAGAUAUGCUUUUCUCAGAAAGCGAGUUUACGCCGAUGGGAAGCAAAUCUGUUGAUGUUCCAGUGUUGAGCGUGGGCGGUAUCAGUAAGCAGUUUGUAGUUCCUGGGUGGCGUCUGGGCUGGAUUCUGAUUCACGAUCGCAACGACGUAUUGGAGAUGGGCGGCGUGCGGAAAGGCAUCCGUCAGCUGACGACGCGCAUGCUAGUCCCCAAUUCUCCGGCACAAGCAGUUCUGCCGUCCCUUCUUGCGCAGGGCGUGGAGGACCCGGCCUUCAAGGCUGUGAUGGAAGAGCUUAGGGAGAACGCAAAAUUCACAAUGCAGGCUCUAGCAGGUGCGCGCGGGUUGAGGUUGAUCGAGCCGCAAGGGGCUAUGUAUGCGAUGGCGGAGGUUGACGUUGGUCUUUUGGGGUUCAAGGAUGACAUGGAAUUUACCGAAAAGUUGCUGGAGGAGGAGGCGGUGUUUGUGCUACCAGGGCGCUGUUUCCAAGCCAAGAAUUUUGUACGAAUCGUGUUUGCGGCCCCGAAACAGACUCUGUCGGAGGCGUUUUUCCGCAUGCGAUCAUUUUGCGCCAGGCACUCUGGGAGUCUGUAG
Molecule: messenger RNA, 1374 nt
Organism: Chondrus crispus (carragheen)
Lineage: Eukaryota; Rhodophyta; Florideophyceae; Gigartinales; Gigartinaceae
Product: tyrosine aminotransferase
Exons: 1
Coding region: 1-1374 (457 amino acids)
Biological process (GO): amino acid metabolic process; biosynthetic process
Molecular function (GO): transaminase activity; pyridoxal phosphate binding
Source: RefSeq, a predicted model, not a curated record